Acipenser ruthenus (sterlet) is the source of this 11484-nucleotide messenger RNA. Its product is annotated as coiled-coil domain-containing protein 6. The coding region runs from base 113 to 1435 and encodes 440 amino acids. The transcript has 9 exons. The record is from RefSeq and is a predicted model, not a curated record. Lineage: Eukaryota; Metazoa; Chordata; Actinopteri; Acipenseriformes; Acipenseridae.
CGUUUCUAGUGUUCAGCAAUAGAGGUCGCUGCCGGAGUUGUCCGCUGUUUCUACCACCAUACCACUCCUCCCUGCUAGUAACACUGCUGCCCCUCACACUCGCUCGGCAAACAUGGCAGACAGCGCAAGCGAAAGCGAUACUGAUGCAGCCGCGAGCGGCUCGGCCGCCCUGCAAUCCGCUUCCAGCAAAGCGGGGAUCAUAAUCUCCCCGUUCCGACUGGAAGAGCUUACAAACCGACUAGCUUCGCUGCAGCAGGAGAACAAAGUGUUGAAAAUCGAGCUGGAAACGUACAAACUGAAGUGCAAAGCUCUGCAGGAGGAGAACCGGGAACUGCGUAAAGCUAGCGUCACCAUUCAAGCCAGAGCAGAGCAGGAAGAGGAAUUCAUCAGCAACACACUGUUUAAGAAGAUCCAAGCCUUGCAGAAAGAAAAGGAAACGCUUGCUGUGAAUUAUGAGAAGGAAGAAGAGUUCCUUACAAAUGAACUGUCCCGCAAACUUAUGCAGUUGCAACAUGAGAAGGCAGAACUUGAACAGCAUUUAGAGCAGGAACAAGAGUUCCAAGUGAACAAACUGAUGAAGAAAAUAAAGAAACUGGAGAAUGACACUAUAUCCAAGCAGCUCACACUGGAGCAGCUGAGACGUGAGAAGAUUGACCUUGAAAAUACAUUGGAGCAAGAACAAGAAGCACUAGUAAAUCGCCUCUGGAAACGGAUGGACAAGCUAGAGGCAGAGAAAAGAAUUCUGCAGGAGAAACUAGAUCAGCCAGUAUCUGCCCCACCAUCACCCAGAGACAUAUCGAUGGAAAUUGACUCCCCAGAAAACAUGAUGCGGCAUAUCAGAUUUUUAAAGAACGAAACGGAGAGGCUGAAGAAACAGCUCCGAACUGCUCAGUUACAACAUACGGAGAACAGGGCACAGUAUAUAGAAGAGGAACGUCACAUGAGGGAAGAGAACAUCCGACUCCAGAGAAAGCUGCAGAGGGAAAUGGAGCGGAGAGAAGCCCUCUGCCGGCAAUUGUCUGAAAGUGAAUCCAGCCUUGAAAUGGAUGAUGAAAGGUAUUUUAACGAGAUGUCUGCACAAGGACUUCGUCCUCGCACGGUGUCCAGUCCAAUACCUUAUACACCAUCUCCGAGUUCUAGCCGACCAAUAUCACCUGGUCUGUCGUAUGCAAGUCACCCAGUUGGUUUUACACCACCAACUUCAUUGACAAGAGCCGGAAUGUCUUACUACAACCCCCCUGGUCUUCAUGCGCAUGGUGUUGCCAGGCCUUCCCCCAGAAGAAGCAACAGCCCUGACAAAUUUAAACGUCCAACUCCCCCACCUUCUCCAAACACGCAAACAGCAGUCCAGCCGCCACCACCACCUCCUGUCCAGUCGACAUCGCCACAGGCAGCUACUUCCCAGCACUCGGUGCAUCCCUCCUCACAGCCGUAGUUCAUGUACUCUGCAGCAGCUUCAUCCAGAGUGGACUUGUGACACAGAGCGCUUUAUUAAAAGCCAAAGGCUUAACUGGCAUAUUUGGAUUUGACUUACUUGCACUGAGAUUAUAUAGGCUUCACUGUUAACUGUGUUGUAAAUGCUUUGUUUAGAAUGCAGCCAGUGUUGUGGCCCUACAACACUAAACCUAACAACAUAUAUUAUUGUCAGUGUUUACUGGAACUGUGUUGGACAUUCUCUGGCUGAAACAUUUGCCACUCAAAUCUUUUGAAAGUACUGCAUUGUUUAAUGGCAUGCUGCUCAACUUCAACGGCUUUUGAGGCUUGUUUAAAAAAAAAAAAAAAAAAAAAAAAAGGGAACCCUUUUAUUAUUAUUUUUCCCCUCAGUACAGAACUAACAGGCAUAAAAAAAAGAUAUAAUCAAUAAGCAAAAAGCCUCAGUGUUUUAAUGUGGAUUUGCCAAGCGCUAUUUAGAAUCAGCACUACAUUUUAAGUAUGUAAUAGCUUCUGGUACAGAAGUCACAGACGCAUCAAUCAGUGCCAGAUAAUUAUAAUCUCUGAUGUGCAAAACAAGCUUUUAGGAGAUGUUCAGUGACAUAUCUUGAUGGUCUGUCCUUUUCAAGAAAAAAAGAAAAUGUAUAUAUAAAUACACACAAAUGGCAGGUACUAUGUAGAAAUAAAAAUACAAGAGAUGUUAUAUAUAGUAAGAGAACAUGUAUAACAGGGGGCUUAUUUUUAAAUUGGGUUUAUUUUGAGGGCUUAGGGAUUCUGUAACAAUUUAUUAACCUGUAACCCCUUUGUAUUUUUAUUUAGAAAGCAGCGACCACUUGUGGGGUAUUCACUAUACUUGUAAGUACAAUGAAGUACACAGUUCAGAGUGCUUUUGUUGGCUAUAUAUAUAUAUAUAUAUAUAUAUAUAUAUAUAUAUAUAUAUAUAUAUAUAUAUAUAUAUAUAUAUAUAUAUAUAUGUUUGUGUAAUAAAUAUGUAAUAAAUAUAAACUAAUGUGCUCUAUAAUUAUUGCUUCAGAAGGCAGUAGAUGAAGAUAUCUUGUCAGAGUUUAAUAAUGGGUGUUUAUCUUUUACAAAGUUGUUUCAUGCUUUCACAUCCAUGGGUUAACAAUGUUGAAACUUAACCAAUGAAAGAGUGUGAGUCCUUGAUAGACUGUUAAUAAGAAAAUGUAUAUGUUUAUGAUUUACAGUUGUAUGUGACAUCUUAGCAAGACGUUGUAUUGUUUGUGUGAGAGAAGCAAAGCCUAGCAUUCAUGCAGCAGCUUCUAAAAGUAUCAACCUGGUACAGUGUUCAAAUACAUCUUUUCCGUUUCGUUGAUACAAUAAAUCAUUUGGUUGGAAUAGAUGAUAGGUGUCUUUUUAAUUGGAGGAAGUCUGUCUUAUUGUAGCGCUGCUAUUGUUUGAGGCUUCAUUCUUCAUAUCCAUCUUACAAAAGUACACCUGCGUGUUGACAUGGUCAUCCUUUAACACAUUCGUCAAACUCUGUAUCCAGUUUUUAUUAAAUACCAUCUAACAUUAUAUUCAAUUACUUUGCUAUGUCAAUGUGUAUCACACUACAAACACAGGAUAAAGGAUUCUGUAUUAAUAAUAACCUGUGUGCUAUUGCAUUAAAUACUUGCAAUGGCCACCAUUUAUCUACUGUAAAUGAGAGGUUAAUUUAAGUAAAAUGAAUAUACAAUGAUUUUUCUAUUCUUUUAAUUAUUAGUGUGGUAGCCCCUUAGUGUUUGCAUGAUUAAAUAUAUUAAAUCAGAGCCCUGGAUAUAUGGUAAACUAGGAGAUAUCAGUAUUCUGGUUUUAAUGAUUUGGGAACAAAUCUUGCUAUGUAAGAAAAGUUGUAUUCAUUUUGUGGCUGGAAAGGUUGUAAGAAUAAAUGAAAACCAGAAUGAACCAGUCACAAACAGGGACUGAACAAUGGUGGAUGCUAAAGAGAGGUGGCUGCCUCAUCAACUCAACAAAAGGCUUCGCUCAGUAGUAUUAGUCUUACUGAGAUUGGUAUUCAGCCAGUUCAAACAGAAUAAUACAACUCUGAAUAACUAGACUCUGCAUGAUGCAUACAACCUGUCUCUGCUUAGAUAUCUUCUAUGUGGUUUCCACAAUGCAUCCGACAUAUGGGAGAAUGGUAUAAAAUUGACAACUGAUCAAAAGCUAAAGCUAUCUUCAAAUAAGCAGAACCUUAAAGGUGCGUUAUCUACAGGGUUUAGACAUGAACAAUACAUUUAAUGCUAGUCUGAAGAUUAUACAAAAAAAAUACAUUUGUUUUAAUUUUUGUUUUUCAAAAUUGAGCAUGUUGAUUGGGUAUCUGUGAAAACUGUUAUAUCUUUUCCUAGUUUUAGAGAGAAUCUGAAAACAGCAAGUUUAUGUCGUCCUGUUGGUAACUUAAUAUUGUUCUUGUGAUGUGUAUUAUUAUUUUAUUAAUAGUAAAAUUGCUACCUAAUUCCCAGUAUGACAACAAUAUGCAUUUAUAAUUGGCGUGCACCACAGGAAUAUGCUUUGGGAGUUAUCUGUUCUAUUUUUUUUCAAUUAUUUUUUUGCAAACUGCUAAAUAGACUGUUGACAUUGAAUGUAAAAGGUUUGCUUGUGUUUAACUGCGAUCAUUUCCAGAACACUAUUGAGCCUUAACUUGCUUUCCCACUUCAAACAAUUAAAGCCUUAAUGUGUUCUACUCAGUCUUUUCAUUGUAAAAUGUGCAUAAAAGCCUUUUCGUUCACUAAGCAAGUUCAUACUCUCCUUCAGGGAUGGAUGUACAAAAUUAGACCAGUAUGACUAGUGGGCCUAGUUACAGCUCAGUCUUUAUACAGACAGUCGAGAUGCAGUCACGUUUAUUGUGUCUGUUCACUUUUUUACAUGCACAAGUUAUAAAGUCAUUUGAGGACUAAUCUGUAACUAUGAGGAGUUAUUCAUCACAGUGCUCACUGACAUUUGGUAGGUGCUGUUGCCACAUGAUGUGCUUUUAGUAGUGUUGCUCUUGUUGGUGUAAUAAAGUCCACAUGGAGUUGUCAGUGCUGGACAUUUGCCUCUUUAUGAACCAAGGGCUGCAAUUUAUAUAGCACAGAUGCCACAAAUGUUCAAGCAUUUAUUUUUUUUUCUUUUAAAUUUGAAUUUCUUGAAACAAUUACAAUGUUUACAUGCACAAAGAACUGAUCCUUGUGUAAUGUAUUCUGUUGAAAACAAAUGUGCAUGACAGACGACUUAACUAUUCUUCUCAACCACUGCACUUAAAUGCAAUCAAACCCCCAACCUGAUUACCAUAACUAGUUUCCAUUCAGAAUGCAGUAUAUAAAUGAUUUGAGAAUAGAUUUCUCAAGUAGUUAGCCGGAAUCCAAAUAGAUUGCCUAUGAAUAGGACAACAGUCCCAAGUUUCAGUAUAGUAUUUUUUGGGUCUCAGUAGUUUAGUUAAUGGAUUAAAGCAGGAGUCAAUUAUUUGAAACCUUUUCUCCACUUUUAGUCCCAAGUUAUUUUAUAAUUAGGGCUUCUGAUUUUCUGUUUUAACCGAUAAAAGUGAUAACACCCCCAAUACACACAAAAAAAAAUGUAAUCUGUAUAUCCAAUAAACACUGGGAAAACACUGGAAAUGGCUACUCAAUUCACAAUACUUGACCCCUUUCCCUGGGAAAAAAAUAAUAAUAACAUUUUAAAAAAAAAACAUAACCAGUGCAACUGGGCAAUGUCCCUCCUUCUUGACUUGUACCUCGCAUUGAUUCGUUCUGAAUACUUUAAACCCAAAUUCCUACAUUUCUAUUGGAGGAUUGUAACAUGCUUGUGAGAUUUAAAACGAGAUGAUAAUUAGAAAUAGCAUGUUCUUGAUCGCGAGAUUUGAGCUAAUAAAUUGGUAUGGAAGAACUCAGCAACAGUUGGCGCAACCAUAUUCAGCCAACUCAGUUGGACGGCACACCUGGUUUGGACCAGUCUGGGAGGCCACUAUUGAAUUUGGAGCUCAUCUGAAUCCCAGUUCAAUUCAGCACUGGCCAAUAGAAAACUGUCCUGAUGGGGUCAUUGAAGCUUUUAAAUCUGUGAAAUGACUGACAGAGCCACCUUUCUUUCAACUUAUCAAAGGAAAAAGAAAAAGGUAUUUAUUUUGCAGCACCUGUAUAAUAUCAGAAAAAAAAACAGUAACAUGGCUAAUUAAAUGUCUUCUGUGUCUGUGUAUUUUGUAGCAAAGCACCGAUUCUGGGUAAUGUCAUAAAUUGCAACCUUAACAGGUGUACUUCUGCCCUCUGAACCAAUGUACUAUUAGUGUUGCAAAGUAAAUGUCCAGUACAGUGAAUUGAAUGUUCUUUUACACUUUGACCUAAGUUUAGGAGCAUUUGUUAUUUUAUUAACCAUAUGCAUUUGACUAGUAUAAAGGUAUUUCAUACUUCUAUGCAAUAUGAAAAAAAAGAUGACACAUAUAACAGUUUUGUUUCCUUGGCUUUUGCUGCCCAUGUUUUCUUUGUUUAUAAACAAUUUUAGUAAUACCAGCAUCGACACAAUUUUUUUGUUUUUUCAGAAAUCAAUUGUUUUUCAUAUUUGUUUGUGGCAAAGAGCCAAACCCCUAACUCACAAACAACUAGACUCAUGAUUCUGAUUAAGGCAAUUGCAGAACCUUAUGUUAUGCAAACAAUAUUGACAUCUGUAUCUACUUUAUAAUACUAAAAGGAGUGUACUACAUUCAAUGGCAAAUGUUUUGACUUUCUCAAUGUCUUUUAUUUAAGUAUUGCUACAUAUACCACCCCUCUCGGAUUUACAGUUUUGGAUGUAAACCCUGUGUCUGCUACAUACAUUUCACUGCCACUCCAGAAACACACUAGUUGCAAUAUUAAGCAGAGCCAUCGUUGUGUCCAGUAGUAUUGGUGGUGCUUUACCUAGUUUGAAUUAGUAAAUGACUACUGGUGUUCUGUUAACAAACAGCUUACUUCAGUGCUUUUCAGGUUUCCAACAACCUCAAUUAGUAAAUGUAAUACAUUGUACUACUGUACUUAACCCACUAGUUCAAAUCCAUUAGAGGAAGGUGAGCUGCUUGAUGCUUCUGUUGUCUCGCAAGAGCCGAGGGAGGUACAUUUGACACUUCUGUGAACAGAAUUAUCAUGUGUUAUAAAAUAAGAACAGUAUUUGCUCUACAUGUCAAAAACUCCCGCUUUUCUUUUUAUUUCAAUGUUCAUUAAAAGUGCUAUACGUAAGUAUAUAUGUCGCACAUUUAUAAGCACAUUUGCCAUGCGGUUUAUGUAAAUUGCAGUAAUUUCUAUUAUCCCUGCAGUUUUGUAAUCGGGGAAAACAAUAUGGUUUUAAAGCCAUUACAUACAGUGUAGAUCUGUGUAUUUGGUAAACGGCAUUUCGGACAAAGUGUAUAUGUGGUGUCUAUGCCUCAAAAUGUUAUUUUAAUCUUGGUAAUUACAUUGAUUUAACAUUGUGUAACUCGCGCUGUAACCAAAAGGCACUGCUAACACAAAAUACAUUAACCAAGACUUCCCAUCAAAAUGUUUGACAAAGGUCAUAUCUUUUUUGUACCACUGCCCCUCCAGAAGUACACUAAUAGCAGAACAUAGCGGUGUUAGUGGAGUAUAUGCUUCCUGAGUGCUACUUAACCUACUUUGAUUUGACUGAAUGACCGCUGGUGUCUGUAAAGCAUUGUUCAUGACUUGUUUUCUUCAAAACUUGAUUUCAGUUAGUUAAACAAUCAGUAAAUGUAGUACUUCCACACAAGUAAUCAACCCCUAAGCGCUGGAGUAGGUUGUGACCCAUGUUAGUGUUUAGAGUAGGUUGUGACCCAUGUUAGAGUUUAAAAACUUGUUUGUUCCCUUUACCAUCUGAGGGCCAAAGUUCUUUUGCUUGGGGCAACAAGCUAUUUGUCUCUGGCUACUGGUAUAGUUAGUAGUAACAAAGCAGAACCUUUUUUAAGGUUGAAAAGGAUUUAGUCAUGUAAAUGUCCACUUCUAAAAAUAUUUAUCCAGCAAGAAACCUGUUAUUCCAGAGACAAGCAUGCUGAAGGUCAGAUAAAACACAUUAUCCCAUGGUAAGUCGGAUGGUUCUUGUCAACUGACUGUUUUUCUGGACUUGGUAUUUAAUUGACUGGAACAUUCACAUUAUCCAAAAGAGCUGAUCCGACAGUACAUAGAACGUUAAUGAAGCUGCUGUUGGGUAAGAUAUAAAUAGGAGUACCUAUAAAGUACAUGGUGAAAUAGACCAUUUGUCAAGCUUAUAGUUUAACACAGUUUUCCCCAGUUUUUUGGCUGGUAGACAUUCACCUGGUAAACUAUUUCAUGCAUCUCUAUAUAAAAGGUGUGCGUCCUACUUUUAAACACGUUGGCUGUUAUCAAAUGUUGGCCAUUCACUUAAAGUGAUAUGAGCAGUAAAGCAUAUUAAACAGUUAGUUUUAGGCAUUGAGAAUGCUUCAUUUAUGGAAUUAUGGUGUAUCUGCAUAUUCUAUAGCAGUUGCUGAUGACUCUUUAAAGUGCCAAUUGGAGUUGAUUUUUUUUAAAAUGCUUUAUGUGUGAAAAAGAGCAUUAUAGUCUUGUCAUGUGUUCACUGUAUCUUUCCUGAGACAGCAUAACCUCGUCGCCUCUUCAGGAGUGACAAAAGCACUGUUCAGCCUUUUUUUAUUAUUAUUAUCAUUUCUAUUCUUCCAGUAACCCAGAUGGCAGCAGAACACUGUAGGAACCUGUCCUUUUUAAGUCAUUUAUUUAUUCAGGUGGACCUGCGGCAUUUACCUACCACCCUUUCACAAGGUAAAGGUCAGUGAAUUUGAAGAUGUUGGAAAGGCCAGCUGUCUUUGCUGAAAAGGCUGUUAUCUUUGCAAGUUGGUCAAGACAGUAAAAAGGGUUCAUUUUCCUUGCUCUUUAGAUUUGUGGUUAACCAAAAUGUAUUAGUCUCCUGUUCCGCAGCAAAUUUGGUUCAUUCCAGCUUUAAAUUCUGUUAAUCAGAUAUAACUUUGUUUGUUAAAUAUAAUCCCAGGCUAAACUAAUAGUAAAACCUGCGAUAGAAACAAACUGCUGUCUAAUGUUAAUGCAAAAUUGUCAGGGACUGUAUCCAGCAAACCCUACUGGCAAGGCACCUAGUGAAUUUAAGCAGACACUUGCAGGGUUGGCCUGUCCUCCAAGAGACAGUAGUUCAUUGAUGGUAUCCAGGGGCUGUUUUUUCAAAGCUUUUAAUCUAGAUCAUUUUGAUCCGGUUUUUCAGAAAAUGUCAUGCUGGAUUACAUUAAUCCAGAUAAGAAAUAAUCACGAUUACGAAAUCCAGUUUUUUGAAUAGGCUAGUUCUUAAGAAAUAUGAUUGUGGUAAUAAUGAUUAAUACACAGUUUUAUUUAUUUUGUUUUAUAAUAUAUAUAUAUUUUUUUACAAAAUCUAAAUCACUUUUGAUGUUAGUGCACAUAUAACGCAUUCAAAUAAUGGUUAUUUUAUUUAUGCCUACUUAGCAGAAAUUAAAUAACUAAAUCUAAAUUGAAUUAAAAAAACUUUUGAAAAAAGGCUAUGUGUUUUUAGACAUCUUCAUAGUCUUCCUCGUCGGUUGGGAGUCCAGCAUCUCAGAUGAGCUUGAAGGAGGCGUAUGUGAAGGCAUAUGCUUAUGAUAAUGAUUUUUUAUUAAAGCCAUACCACUAAAUACGUGUUUUCCUUUUUGCUUGCAAGGAAACAAAACUUAAAUAAAUAUGUCAAUAUUAUAACACUCUAUGGACAUAUAGUGUGUGUUUGCAAUGACAAUUCAAACAAAAUGAUGUUCUAUGAUCAUUUAAAAGCUAAAUCCAUCUCUGCAGUAGGAUCACAAUAAUCCUGGUAAAUCGUGAUUAAAAGUGCAAUCGGAUUACCAAAACAAAAUCUGGAUCACAGUAAUCCUGAUCACAUUUCGAUAUUUUGAAAAAGCUAAUUGCACAAUAUAAUCCAGAUCAAAUGCAGAAACCCGAUUUACCAAGGUUUUGAAAAAACGGCCCCAGGGGAUCAGAAGAUCCCCACUGACCUUCAUAUCUCCUGAGCUGUUGAAGGGAAUUGCUGUGGUGAGAGAGCACAAUUUGACACAAAAUAAAAAUAGAAUAUGGUUUAAUACCAUUAUACAGGACUAGCAUGAAACUCUUUGAUGCACAAGUUUGCAGUAUAAAAUAUUAUAUAUCAAAUAAGCUAUAUAAUCACUACUGUAUGACACUACUCUGUAGAAAAGACUUGUGACCUUCAGAGGUCUUUUUCUGGGGGGAUUACAUAUUGAUUGUGGUUGAGGCGUCCCAGCCAAAAUCUUUCCUCUGGAAUAUAUGUGACACAGUGGACCUUUUCCACUUGCUGCCUGGUACACAGAUACCACGCCUAGUUAACACGCCUUUAUGAAACUCAUAUAAAGCUUUGCUGCUACUGAUUUUUACUGCUAGUUUACUAGCAGCUAAUUACUCAAGGCCUUGUAUAUGUCAGUGAGCACUGGUGACAUAAAGCAUGAUGUGACUUGUCAGUUAAACUGAUGAGCUAUUUACAGUUUUUAAGAUUAUGUAAGGACACUGCUAAAGGUCUUUUGCAUUUGGUUGGAAUUUGCGGAAUAUUCAUUUUUGGGGGUAUUAAAAUGUGGAGAAGUUACCAAGCCAAUAAUGUUUUUUGACUUUAACCUUUUAAGUAGAGAGAUUCUUUCUUAAUAACACAUGCUUUGGUUUAGUUUUCAUUUGAUCAGAUUUGACUUGGGAUUAAAAUUACAUUUAAUGAAUUCACUGUGAGAGAAUUUUAUUAACUACAGUCUUAUGUAAGCUUUACUUUAAGUAAAAUCGGAUUAAGGCUUUCCAGUACAGUAGUUCAAUUAGUUUUUCCAUUCUUAACUGUGGGAAACAAAUGCCUUCAGUAUGUGUAAAAUACAGCCACUGUGUUAUGUGUACUUUCUGUAACCUAGGAAUUAGUCAGUGCCUCUUAAACACCAUGAUGGAACCAACGUAGUCAACCAAAGAAUAACAAGAUUUUGUUUUUCUAAUGUAUUCCAGUUCUGUAAGUACCAAAGCAAUGGAGUAAAGAAAAGUGUGAAUUCAAUACAGUGCUUGUUGGAAAAUAUAUAUGCAUAGACUGAAGCAACUUACUGAACUAGACAACUUAUUGUUGUGAACUUAAAUGACAUUGAACCUUUCUGUCAGUCACAGCAAUCAAAACUGAUCUCCCGUGUCUGUUACUGAACAGUACCACAAUGCCACCAUUUACCAACAUAUACCAUGGGGCUCUAUUCCUAGCGGUUACAUGAGAAAGACUAAAUUGGUACUAUUAGUAAAAAUCUGACAAACAAGUGACAUUUUGUGAUUACGGUUUACAGAGGUAUACCAUGAUAAAAGUGUUGCAAAGGACAUGGAAAUAUGCAAUAUUGCUAAAUAAUAAACUAUUCCCACUACAUGAACUAUAAGCUAGUCUAUGAAGUGAAGUUUGAGGUAAUGUGCUUGGAAAGGCUGAAGGUUUGAUAAAAAUUACCCUUAUUCAUGAAACCUCUGGACUGUUUAUGACUUUUAUUAAGUGAUUGUAAUAAGCAAAAUAAUUGAAUAUUUUAUAUAGCUCUCAAAUGUGCAGUUUUGUAAGAAAUACAUUAUAGCCUUCCUGUGCCAUUCAAAGAGUAAAAUUGUAUCCACCCCUUCACUCGAUUCUUUUCUGUCAUUAACCAAUCAGCUGCUAUCCCUAUUGACUGACAUGCUUUCAACCAGUGAAAUGCUCAUAAUUGCACAUUUGAGACCUAUGUUAAUUAAAGUGCAAAACCGGUCCAAUUUGUUUUUGAUAAUCUUCUAUGUAUAAUUCAUCAAAAUCAGUAAUAAACUUAAAGUAUGAAUAAUACAUACUGCACAUAGCUGUCAAAGUUUUUAACUGUACAGCUAUGGGUAAAAGUUUUGCAUUACCCUAUAGAAUUAACAAAUUGUGCCUCAUAAAGUCGGAACCUGCUGAUUAAUGUUACGUAAACAUAUUGAAUUACCGUACAUACCACUUUGUCGUUUUCCAUAUACUUAAUGUGACAUUUUGAAAUCUAACAUGAAAUACUGUACUACUAUUAUGGCUUCCGGUAGACUUUUGCAAUAUCAUUUUUUUAGUUUCUUGAAUUGCAUGAUGUUAAAUAAAAGAUCUCAAUUAUGUUAA